UAUAAUGUUAACAGUUAUUAGCGAAAACAAAAUUUACUUCUAAUCCUUCAUUUGCAUUUUGAAAUACUUCAUAUUAUUUACACUAUACUACGUUUCUGCGUGACAUCUGCCUUAAUCAUUGCCUAAAACCACGUGGGACAGCAUUCGCCCGUUUUUGGUUGUGCACCAGUCUGGCUAGCACGACCAAAUUAUAUAUUCCGAAAGCAAGUUGUUGCAAAAUUUAUUUGAUACAUGGAAAGUAACUCAGUAUACCAGUUUCCAUGUAUCAGCAAAUUAUUUAGCUCUUGGCACAAAUGCAGGUGGAAUCCACAUUUUUCGAAGAUCAUCUCACCGACAUUAUUGUUUUCUGAAUGCCAAGGUCUUCCCUCAACAGGACACAAGCCGCAUAGUUCUAUCAAACGUUGGCAAACAUUUGCUAAGUUCAAGAUAACCAGCAGUGGCGGAUCUAGCGAUGUUGGUGUUGUUCAUGUUCUGUUUUCAAAUGAAGAAAGGUUUUUAGCUGCAUCCUUGAGUUGUGGUCAUGUUGCUGUAUGGGAACUCAAUUUUGAGAAGAGAGAAAAGUCACAGCUCGUCAGAAAAAACGACGAGCACAAGAAUGCUACAAUAACAAGUCUUUGCUGGCAUUCAUCUUCUUCUAAGCUGUUUAUUGGAGACAAUAGAGGAUGUGUUUCUAGUGUGGAAAUUUACACGACAAAGAUACGUCGGGUUCAAACUCUUGUUAAAGAAGGUCCACCUAUAGUGCAAUUGGACUUUGCUGAAGAGAGAUUACUCAUAUCAAACACAAAAAGAUGUUCUUAUUUUAGUCUCAGUAGUGACAGUAUUAUACCAAUUGGGACAAAGGAAAGGGAUGGCCAGUUUGGAGCAUGCUUACUACGGCAAACCGACGGUGAAGUACAUGCAUUUUGUGCGAGACCUGGGGCGAGAAUAUGGAAGGUUGAUGAAUCGGGUCAGGUGUUAUCCACGCAACAAUACAAGAAACUUUUGGCAACAUCCAGCUCGUCUUUGGUUGGCCGUGUAUCUGGAGACGAGAAACCUGUUUCUGAACGAUGCGACGUAAACAACUUUCCAAAACUCCUCAUUAUCAGAGAUGAUUAUCUUUUGACGUGGACGAAGGAUAGGAUUAUUAUCGUUGACCCUAAAAAAGGAGAACUGGUGCUAUGGAAUAAUCAGCUAUUUGAUAUUGAGGAUGUAUGCUGCAACCGUCAAUAUAUUUUCAUUUUUCAAACCGGAGGAUUUGUUACUCGUUUCUCCCUUAUCCCACCAAAAGAAUGCGUUGCCAAACUGUUUGUUAUGGGAAGCUGGAUGCAGUGUUCAAAGGUUCUCUUGUCGUGUAAGACGCAAAUAAUUCCUAUGUCAGCACGUGAUCAUGUGCCAGAAUAUGUUGUCAGACGUGUGAAAGAAAUUAUAAAUAACGAUCUUCUUCAUGAGCAAAUCGUUCGUGAUCUGACGGAUCUUGAAAACGAUUUAGAGAAACUUCCCAGCAGUCAUGAAAACGAUGUUUUCGAAAGCAUGCCAGCGUCGUCCAUUGAUGACUCAGAAACACGCAGUUUUUCUAGCGAUUUUACAAGCAACACAGACUUGGACAGUUUGAUAACUAUGGACUCUGGUUUGGAAAAUUUAGACGAGGCAAAAGAUACCGAGCAAAAAGUGCGACUUUCAAAGCUAAAGAACUCUUUGAAAGAUAAGUUGAAAGAGUUCUCUUUGGACAACAUGCUGUUAGCUGGAGCACAAGCUGCUGGCCAAUUGAGUUUUUCAAAUGCAUUUGCUUUCAGUGGUGCUGCUGGUGGAAAUGUAAAGCCCUUUCCACAAUGUUGGGAUACAAUCGAUACAAGUCGAGAGACAAGUGGUUACGAUUCACCUGCUGAGAGUAACGUAUUACAAGAAUCCAUCACUGUUAAGGACAUCUCGACACAUGUCGAUGUUUUAGCUGGAUAUGACUCAGAAGAGAGCAAGGAGCCAAUAGUUGUGCGUGAUAAGAAAAAAAAGAAAGUCAAGAUAAAUACUGUUGAUAUCACAAGUCCAUUGCAACCCAAAGAUUUGAUUAGAAUUGAAAAGCCAAAUCCAAAUAUUCCAGAAGAUCCUCAAAAUGAUUCCUUGUUGGGGAAGGCAACUGACAGGAAGGUCUCAGUGGCGUCACACGAAAGUUUCGAUUCGAGUCCCACGUCUUUCAUGGACAAUUCACCUGUGCAGGAUAAUAGGGAAAGUGUUCGCUCUCGUUCGACCAAUGCGAAACAAGAUGUUGUACAAAAGGCGCGACAGUUUUUGAAAAAGCUCACGCCCGAGGAAAAGGCAACGGCGGGUAACGAAGUAAGAAAGGGGUUGAAUGGUAAAGGUGGUGUAUCGAAGGGGAUAUAUGCUCACAUUACAUCACCUCUUGAAGUAAAAUCAUUGAUCAUUAUUUCACGAGAAACAAGACAAAAAAUUCGUGAAAGGGGAGUACUCUAUGAUCCAAAAGCUUUGCGAACAUUACUUAACGAGUGGAUUGUGUACCUUGAGAAGGCAAACAAUGCGAUUCGCCUGUUAUACCCAAAGAACAAAGAUAGUAAAGAAUAUUAUAAAACCGACGUCGGAAAUAUUAUCUCCACUGUGAUGAAAGUGCAUUUGGUGAAAUUUUUGGAUCACAACACAACCACGAUCGUUGCUGAACUUGUAACGUUGUGUUAUAAGUUGAAUAUUUUUUCAUCACCUUCUGAGGAUGAGCUUGAUGCAAGCGAUGAAGUGAAUGUGACUAAUCCGUCUUCUUGUGAUACUUGUGAAAAGAGUUAUAAAGGGUUUUUCUUCGAUUCUACACGGGAAAAUGAAGAAGAACCUUCUGCCUCUGUGGUAAAAGCCGACCUUGAAAAAACAAGAUUUGUUUGCUCCAAUUUCACACUGUUGAAUUACCAAAAGUUAAAGGAUGGUUUGAUUGCUAAUUGUCUAAACCAUCGUGAACUAAUGAACAAUCUGCUAAGAUGUAUCGAUGAUUUCAUCGAAAGAGACACCGUUGAUGCAGCUAUAGACGCUGGAGACAGUAAACAGGCGUUGCAAUUGAUGAAAGAUAGGGCUGAAAAUUUUCAGAAAAGGCUUCUCAGACAUAUUUUUAGGUUGCAUUAUUUGGUUCCGAGAGAUGUUGCAAAACUUUGCGGUGAAAUUUAUCCGUUCAUUCAUCCUUGGGAGGCUGUUCUAAUGUUUUUAUCGACUGCAACCAACGUACACAAUACCUGCAGUGAUUUUCUCAUGUACAUCACACAUCUCUUGCAGAACCAUGGAAAGAAAAAUGAAAAUAAAAUGAGUGUCAUAAAAGACCUCCGAUGCCCUGAAAAAUUUCUCAUCAUAGUUUACCGUGCGUCUCUGAUACUUGAUGAUUUAAAUGACUCUGAUAUACGAUGUCAAUGUGGCUUGCCAAGACCUGGCUCUCAUCGAACAUCGUUCCAAUAUGAAGAGCUCAUGGUCGAUGUUAUUCAAGUAAUGAAAUCAAGCAACGAUUACGAGUCCUUAAAGAAAUUAUUCAACAUAUCCUAUUGUCAUGGGUAUUGGUUAGGAUGUAUACAAAUUCUUGUGAUGCUGGAGUAUCGCAAAGAAGCGAUAAAACUUGCUCUUCAACUUCGAGAUAUUUCUUUGUUCAAUGUUUCUCAAAUGUGGGGGUGUCUUCCUCGUUCAUUUGACGAGUGGCGAUAUGGUUUACAGUACUUGAUAACGAUACAUUUUCGUUGUGGAAUUAUUGAUGAGGAAAGUGAUUUUGUGUCAGAUGCUGUUUAUAAAAGUGCACUCAAAGCUACUGACGGGGAUCGACUGAAAUUUGUGGAGUCGAAUCAUGUGGGAGAGAUUGAAAAGCACGUAUGUAUAAAAGGAACAACAUUGUCAAGUUUCACAGAUCUCCAUGGUGACUUGAAAAAUUACUUGUUUACCAUGCUACGACUGAUCGGACCUCAACAAGCUCUGAGAAUUGUUUUGGACACGCAGCUUCAGAAGAUUUUCAUUCCUGAAGAAUUUUACUACAAAUGUAUUCUGUGUUUCCAGUUACAAAAUUGCAUGGGGGCGGAUUUAAGUGUAAAUUAAAGGCUACGAGGGGGGGGGGAGGUAGCAUUGACAGAAAGAAAGAUUAAACACGGCAAACGCUAAAGUAUUCGACCUUUGUCAAAAAUAAUACCUUUAUUUGUUUCCAGAAUGUCUGUUUGCACAUAUAGGUAUAGAUAGAGGUUGCCCCUUUUGUGUAUGGUAAAUCUUAGUGUCAUCCUGGCCCAGUAAUCUCUAGCUUUCAUGUUUGACUUACUAAAUUGGAAUUAUCAAUGCCCCCCGCCUAAAACUUUGAAAAAUAUGGCAACUGCAUCUCCACUGUGUUGUUGUAAACCUACUUUGUUCAUAUUUUAAGAAAAAAAAGGCAAUUUAACACCUUUCGUAAACGGAAUCGAGAUAUAUUGCAUUACAUUGCAAUUGUGGAUCUGAGUAACCACUAUGUUUCCCAGGCCUUAGCUAUUGAAACAUGUUAGGUCGAAUGAAUUUUUAAAUAACGUCUGAUGCUAGACAUCGUCUAAAAAUUGUUUAUGGUACAAGAAACAAAAAAAUGUCUUAUCAAAAAUCUUGUUCAGUCCAUGCUCUUGAUACCCCACAAACAGUAGAGCACUAAAGCGUCUCAUGAUGGGUGAUUUGGUCUUUGGAAGAUUUUCACUAUUUGAUUGAGUAUGCCAGUAACAAGCUUCAGCCUAUCACAUCACCAAGCUAGAUAGUGCGCAAAAAUAGUAACCUCUCUCAUUAUAGAACUCUUAAAAGCUUUACUGCAUUUAUACUUUAUUAUUCAAAAAAAAACAGUGUACAUAAAUUUUUGUUAACUAACACAAUCUUAUAACAACUUAAAGCACUUUAAAAAAAACACCGUGGAUUAAGAGUUAACUAUUAGAGUUACUGAUGCUGAAAAUACCUAACAACUCGAAGGUUGUUGGUGCAACGUCAAUAGGUCGAAUCGAUUGUGCACGUGGAUGUUUUUAGAGACGUAUUUACGUAUUGUCUCUCUUCUUCAACUGGAAUCAUAUUUCCAUCAUUAAUAAAAGGUUAAAACAA
Messenger RNA from Xenia sp. Carnegie-2017, 5037 nucleotides. RefSeq lists its product as uncharacterized. Bases 232 to 4038 code for a protein of 1268 amino acids. The record is from RefSeq and is a predicted model, not a curated record. The transcript has 29 exons. Gene Ontology annotation, cellular component: cytoplasm. Lineage: Eukaryota; Metazoa; Cnidaria; Anthozoa; Malacalcyonacea; Xeniidae. Gene Ontology annotation, molecular function: protein binding. Gene Ontology annotation, biological process: developmental pigmentation.